Messenger RNA from Erythranthe guttata (spotted monkey flower), 3008 nucleotides. Its product is annotated as putative late blight resistance protein homolog R1A-10. Gene Ontology annotation, biological process: defense response to other organism. Gene Ontology annotation, molecular function: ADP binding. NCBI's taxonomy places the organism in Eukaryota, Viridiplantae, Streptophyta, Magnoliopsida, Lamiales, Phrymaceae. The record is from RefSeq and is a predicted model, not a curated record.
GGCGAAAAUCAGAUACAACUGGAAAAUUAUACUCCUUGGCGCAUUUCACAUAAAUGCGAAAGGGAUAUUUAUCAAAGCAAGCUUUCAGCAUAGCCACACAAGUUUCAAAAUAAUUGAGGAGAGCUGUUUUACGUACACCCUACACACAUACGUUAUAUAUAUCUUCAUCAUAAAUAUCUCAUCAAAGUCUUCUUUCAAAAAAUAAAUUAGCUAAGAAAUAAUAUACAUGGCAGCUUACGCAGCUCUAAUUUCUGUUAUGAAUAUCAUAGAGCAGAUCCAGCUUCAUCCUCACCCUCCAAUUUCUCUCGACCAAUUUCAGAUUGAACCUCUCGUUAAAAACGUGACUUUCUUUCUCGACUUUCUUGAAUGUUAUUCCCAGUUAAUUAGCAGCCAAGACACAUACCACUUAUUGGAGAGUCGCAUUGCAAACACAACUUAUGCGGUCCAAGACAUAAUCGAAUCCCACAUAGUCGAUCAAAUCCACGGGGCGAAUAUCGGUUCGGAUAAAGAAUUCUAUAACGGUCUAACGGAAGUGAUACAAGAAAUGGAUUUUAUCAAGAAAGAAGUUAUGCAGAUGAAAGAGAAUAACAUGGGAUUAUUUCUGCAUAAAGAUUCAUCGACGGUUGAUAUUGGUCCGUUAAGAUCUCGUUUCACGGGACAAAAUGCAACGGUGGGAUUCGAUGACGUCAUGGAAGAGAUGAUGGAUAUGCUGACCGGACGACAAUCCACUCGCCAGAUCAUUCCAAUUGUAGGUAUGGGCGGCAUUGGUAAGACUACGCUUGCUCGAAAUCUUUACGGAAGUCGACUUAUAGUUAGACACUUUGAUAUGCUUGCUUGGGCUACAAUAUCUCAAGAAUAUAGUAUGAGAGGAAUCCUUUUAGAGAUUCUUCUUUGUAUUAAAAGCCAAGAGAGUAAGGAAACUUAUAGUGCAAUGAGGGAAGAUGAAUUAGGCCUUGUGUUGCAUAAAACUUUAAUAGGUAGAAGGUAUUUGAUUAUAAUGGAUGACAUGUGGAGUAUCGAGGCGUGGGAAUUGGUGAAGUUCUUCUUUCCGGAUAACAAUAACGGAAGUCGAAUAAUUGUAACCACUAGGCUAAGAAUUGUGGCUUCUCAAUUAACCGACUCUUGUGGCAUUGAGAUGAGUUUUCUAGACGAUGAUCAAAGUUGGAACCUACUUUGUAGAAAUGUUUUUGGAGAACAAGAUUGUCCUAAUCUUGAAUUGGAGGAAAUUGGUAAGGAGAUUGCGAAAAGUUGUAAAGGGCUUCCUUUGUCGAUUGUGGUGAUUGGAGGACUUUUAGCAAAGUCGGAACGUACGCGAGAAUAUUGGGAGUACGUUUUAGAAAAUAUAUCCUCGAUUGUGAAUUUAGAGGACAAUGAGCGUUGCUUGAGAAUACUAAACAUGAGUUAUGACCAUUUGUCCGUUCAUCUGAAGCCAUGUUUUCUGUAUCUGGGAUCGGUUUUUCCCGAGGAUGAUAAAAUUCGCGUCUCGUGGCUCAUCAAACUAUGGGUUGCUGAAGGAUUUCUGAAACCGAAAAGUGGGAAAAGCAUGGAAUUAGUUGCGGAAGAGUACUUAAAGGACCUUAUUGAGAGAAACCUCGUUUUAGUUCAUACUCGAGGGUCUAGUGGAAAAAUAAAGUUUUGCAUCAUCCAUGACCUAUUGAGGGACCUAUGCUUAAGACAAGCCGAGAAAGAGAAGUUCGUUUGUGUCUUCACGAGGAAUAAUCAUAGUUCGCUUGAUGCGCGACAAAUAGAAACACAACAUCGAAUUUGUAUUCAUCGAGGCAAGUGGGAGGAGGAACUAGAUAUCCCUCGAAUGAGUCAUGCGGUGCAAUCUGCAUCGCUAACUCGCUCUAUGAUAUGCGAUUUUAAGGAAGUUCUGCCAUCACUCAACAUGAGAUUGUUGAGGGUACUUAAAUCGAAUGAUCGAGCUUUACAUUAUGGAGAUAUAUAUUCAAUAGAAGCAAUCUUUCAGCUAGUUAACUCACGGUACCUUGCUUUUAGAGUCGAUUGGAUGCAGAUUUCUAAGUAUCUUUCUUCACUCCACCAUAUUUGGAAUCUACAGACACUAAUCGUGUACGGUGCAUGGAAUACAAUAGCACCACCAGAAAUUUGGAAGAUGCAUCAACUUAGGCAUAUCGAGUUCAUAAUGCUUGAUCUCCCCGAUCCUGAAAUGGAUGGACGAGAUCAAGACAAAAUAAUUGUUUUGGAGAACCUACAAACACUCCUCCAAAUAAGGAACUUCAAAUGUAGUGAAGAGGUGGUGAAGAGGAUCCCAAAUGUCAAGAAACUUCGAUUAUAUUAUCAGGAUGUCGAGGAAUUGUCAAGUUUUUGUCUGAACAAUCUUUGUCGUCUUGAAAAACUCGAAUCCCUCGGCUGCUACUUUGCCCCGGAAAAGGAGCCGAUUAUUAGGAACCAUAUGCUGCAGAAUCUCGACUUCCCACAUUCACUCAAGAAAUUGUCAUUGUAUCGGACACGCCUCCAUUGGGGAGACAUGGCAAUAAAGAUAGGUUCGUUGCCGUUUCUUCAAGUGCUCAAACUGGAGUCGAAUGCUUUCUGCGGAGAUGAGUGGGAAACGAUUGAAGGGCAGUUCAGUAAUUUGAAGUUCUUGCUUAUUGAAGGCUGUGGUGAACUAAGGUAUUGGAGGACAGAGAGCUCACAUUUCCCAUGCCUUGAGCAACUUUCUCUUCGAGAUUUGUAUAUAUUGGAGGAGAUCCCUUGGGAUAUCGGAGAAAUACCAACGCUCGAAACUAUUGUGCUAAAAUAUUGCAGCCAUUCUGCAGUCAUUUCUGCUAAGGAAAUAGUAGAGGAACAACUCGAAAAUGGGAACGAAGACCUUCGAGUUAGAGUUUAUUUUUGGAAACACUACCAACUGGAGAACUUGGUAACUACUCCAAACUUUCAAGUUGAAAUUCAUUGAUAUCAAGUCUUCUUCUAUUUGUAAAACAUAUGAAAAAAAAAAUUGGAAGGGAAAGAAAUGUAAUAAUAUAGACUCAUCUUUGAUUCGCUGGAAA